Diceros bicornis minor is the source of this 4690-nucleotide messenger RNA. It is a transcript of the gene VWA3A, whose product is annotated as von Willebrand factor A domain containing 3A. Lineage: Eukaryota; Metazoa; Chordata; Mammalia; Perissodactyla; Rhinocerotidae. The record is from RefSeq and is a predicted model, not a curated record.
AUGGCUACACAAACUAGUGAUGUCUUCCAUGGUCAAGAUAAUAAGUUUCUGGAAAAUUGUUGCAUGAGGAGAAACAAUGACAGAAAUCCAAAGAAGCAAUUGAACCAGAAGAAUAUCAAUGGACUUGGCCAAAAUCCAGACGAUGGACUACUGGUUACACACGUUAACCAGACACAGGACUUACUGAGGCUGCAGGGGGAUAAGACCCAGCCUUCAGCUUGGGAAGACUCAGAAGAUUGGCUUUCAAUGCACAGUUUAAAGUUUGAGAAACUCACCUUGGCUGACCUGAUCAGCCAGGGCACAGCCGUGCUGGAGGAAGGCAGCAACGUCAUAAGGAAAGUGCACUUCUCCACCCAGAUCAUCCACCAAUUUGAAUCAAAACUUUCUGAAACUGUAGAACUCUAUCAACAGAGAAUUCAGUGGCUCACAGAAGACAGCAAGAAGGCAUUUGGCCUCAUCAAGGGGGCCAGAGUCGGCAUCCUCAUUGAUGUGUCAGCCGUCAGCAGUGGUCCUCAGAAGGAGGAGUUCCAAAAUGACCUCAUGAGCCUUAUCGAUGAGCAGCUGAGUCACAAGGAGAAGCUGUACGUCUUGUCCUUCAGCACCACCUCCAGCGCCCUCUGGCCAGACCCCGUGGAAGUCAACGCCUCCACCCUCCAGGAACUCAAGCUCUGGGUAAAGAAACUGCAGCCUGGUGGAGGCAGCAAUCUGCUACAAGCCCUGAGGAAAAUCUUUGCAGUAAAGGGGCUGAAUUCUCUGGUGAUCAUAAUGGGAAGCUGCCCAGAUCAGCCUUCUGAAAUUCUGUCCUACUACAUCCAACAGUCUGUCGUGGGAAGGGGCCUCAUCACCCACAUCAUCACCUACAAAUGUGACCAUCAGGUGCCCCCUGCUGUCCUGAAGAACCUUGCAGAAGCUCUUGGGGGCUACUACCACUGCUACAGCCCGGAGACGGAGACAACUCUUCAACUGUUUAAAAACACUGCAGGCCAAUACUGUAAAAGUGGAAUAUGAUGUGUUUGUAGGCUCUGUCUGGCACACAGACCUCAGUUUAUAAUGUCUGGUUUAAAGAGUCUGCCAAGUGACUUCUGGAUGGCUGAUUCCCCCCCCCCCCAGAUCUAUACCAGCCAGGACGUGGACCAGCUUCUGGAAGAAAUCCAGAAGGCUCAGAACCUCCUGGGCCAUGUCCAAGCACUGCACCACAGCACACCCUGUGAGGAGCUGACCGGCAUGAUGGAGAUUUCCACAGAGAUUGCAAAAGGGCCACUCACAAGUCUCUUGCCUAAACCUCCAAAGCAUGAGGCUCCCCUCACAAUUGAGUUCCCAAACUUGGACAAGACUUCCGCAGAAUGGCUAAAGGUCAAUGGCCUGAAAGCCAAGAAAUUAAGCCUUUAUCAGGUUCUGGCACCCAAUGCGUUCUCUCCCGUGGAGGAAUUUGUGCCUAUUCUCCAGAAAACAGUCUCAUCAACUGUCCAUGAGAAGGCAAUGAUACAAUUUGAAUGGCAUGACGGGACAGUGAAGAAUAUUCACGUGGACCCGCCCUUCCUCUAUGAGUACCAGAAACAGCUCAGCAGAGCGAUGCGGAUGUAUGAGAGGCGGAUCGAGUGGCUCUCCUUGGCCAGCAGAAGAAUCUGGGGCACCGUCUGUGAAAAAAGGGUGGUUAUACUGCUGGAUAUCUCCGUGACCAAUUCCAUGUACAUUAUUCAUAUCCAGCACUCCCUGCGGCUUCUGCUCGAGGAGCAACUAGCCAACAAGGACUGCUUCAACGUCAUCGCGUUUGGAAGCACAAUUGAAAGCUGGAGGCCCGAGAUGGUUGCUGUGAGCCACGACAACUUGCAAAGCGCAUGGCGGUGGGCCCUGACCCUGCAGUGUCGGGGCAGCAGGAACGUCCUCAGCGCCCUGCGGAAGGCUGUGGAAGUAGACUUCAAGGACAAAGACAAACACCAAUCGCAGGGCAUUUACCUCUUCACGGGGGGCAUCCCCGACCAGGACAUGCCCAUGCUCAGCGCCUACAUGGCCGAGGCCUGCGGAGGCUGCGACCUCCACCUGCACGUGUGUCUCUUCUAUGUGGGUGAGCCACAGAUGGACACCCCGCCCCCUGCCUGCUAUGCCAGCCGCACUGAUACCGCCGCCGCCUACCGGGAGGUCACCCAGGCUGCUGGUGGCCGCUUCCACUCGUUUGGAGACACAGGCAUUUACGAAAGUGAUGACAUCAAUGCCAUCGCAUCUGAGAUGGAAAAGGCUCUCAACUACUCACAAAAGUGUGCCUUACUCGUGUCGUCCCUGAAGAACCAGUCCAGGAAAGAACUGGAAAGUGUAGCCCUCCCGAAAGAAAAGCCAAAGAUGCUCAAGCAAAGAAGUCAGCCCAAGAAACUCGGUCCUUCCAAGCCCACAGCCCCCUCGGUGGGCAGAAUGAGCAUUAAAGGUGACCCUGACAGAGAGAAGAGUCCCCCCUUGAAAGCUCUGAUAUGGCGUCCACUCAGUGGCAAACCAGGCAUCCCACCAGCUGCAGCCCAGCCAGUGAGAGAAGGGACCGCCGAAUGGAGGAGGAAGACCAAAUCGAGGGAGGCAGAGACAUCACUCUCACUGUUUUAUACAGAGACGGGGAAUAACGUGGGCUCAGUGUACAGGAAGUACCCUCAAGGAAGGGGCGUAAGAAGGACUAGCCCUUCUAUUGAGUUGCCCAGGAAGGAUACAAUCUGCUCAAGCCGAGAGUGGGUAGCAAAUUAUGGACUAAAAAAACUGAAGAUGGAGAUCUCCAGAUACAUCGGUCCCAAAUGCACUCAUCAAAAGUCAGCACAGAGGUCGGCAUCAGCCAAGUACUGCAGCGUCUUCCCCAGCACAGAGAUCAACGGGAAAGUGAGACACAUUCAGUGGACACCCAGGGAAAUGGAGGCAUACAUCACGCGCCUGGAGAAGGUGAUGAGGCGCUACGUCCAGAGGCUGCAGUGGCUGCUGUCUGGGAGCCGCCGACUGUUUGGCACCAUUUUGGAAAGCAAAGUGUGCAUCCUGCUGGACACAUCGGGGUCCAUGGGCCCCUAUCUGCAGCAGGUGAAGACAGAGCUGAUUCUGCUGAUCUGGGAGCAGCUAAGGAAGCACUGUGACAGAAUCUUCAGUGUGUACUUCUCAUUCUCAGGUGGUCCACAGCCCUCUCCCAGAGGGGCAAUAGGCUCCCUGUGGAGGUCUUCACCAAAAGGCAUGAACGAUCCUCACAGAGGUUACUUCACCCGAUUUCAAUAUAAACUGGCGCGUUCUAACCAAUCUCUUUCUCCCCCUCUCUGCCCACCUCGUCUCCUCUCCCCUCCCCUCCCCAGUUUUAACCUGCUGAGCUUUGCAGAGGACCUACAGCUGUGGCAGGACACUCUGGUGGAGACCACAGAUGCAGCAUGUCAUGAAGCUAUGCAAUGGGUGACCCACCUGCAUGCUCAGGGGAGCACCUCAGUCUUGCAAGCAUUACUGAAAGCUUUCAGUUUUCCAGAUGUGGAAGGGCUGUACCUCCUGACCGACGGGAAGCCAGACACAAGCUGCAGCCUUAUUCUGAGUGAAGUCCGAAGACUCAAGGAGAACAGAGACGUGAAAGUGCACACCGUUUCCCUGAGCUGCUCAGACAGGGCAGCAGCUAACUUCCUGAGAAGCCUGGCCUCCCUCACCGGGGGGCGCUACCACUGCCCUGCUGGUGAGGACACGCUCUUUAGAAUUCACGGCCUGCUGACCAAGGGCUUCGUGGAUGAGAGGGACCCCACGUUGCCACUAUUUGAAGGAGAUGAUUUAAGGAGAUUGGCCCAGGAGAUCACCAAGGCCAGAAGCUUCCUCCGGCAGGCCCAGUCCUUCAGGUUCCAACUCCAGAAGAAAAACAACACAGAACCAGAAGUCGCUCUUUUUUAGAGAAGUGUUCUCGGGAUUGUCACUCACUGGGGAGUCCUGCACCGAGCCCCCUGCUUGGAACAUCCUUCUUGCCACCCUCUGCCUGGUGACUCCUGCUCGUCCAUCAAGGCACAGCUCAAGUGGCAUCAGCUACACUGUGAAGAUGACCCUGGGACCAUCAGGAGCUAGGAGCCUCCAGCCUUCUUCCCAUAGCGUCCUGACCACACAUCCCCCUUUACAGAGGUGACCCUUAGCACUUAUUAACUUAGCACUCUGCAUCAGCCUUCCUUGCUCCCCUGUCUAACUCUUCUCCUUGACCGUGAGCUCCCUCAGGAUGAGGCUGGUGUCCUGACUGUCUCUGGGUCCCCAGAACAGACACGUGACAGACACGUAGGAAACAGUGAGCAUGCAGCUGAGUUGUGGGAGCCCAGCUCUGGAACCAGCCAGAUGGGGUUGUUUCCGCCCUGGUUCUCUUGCUCUGUGCUUCCCCACCACUGUGGUCCAUGGGAGUGACACAGAUUCACCAUCAGCCCAUCUUGGAGGAAGAAGAAACAAGUGAGCCUCACCCCCCUACCCCCACGCCUGCUCAACCAAACUGAACUUCAGUCUGCUCUGGAGCCCCAUCCAGAGCAAAUACUCUGCUCAAGCAUGUGAAAAUCAGGCUGGAUCUGCUGUGCCAGCCCUGCUGUGUACAUAUGAAAUGAAUGUGUCGUGUAUUAUGUCAUCUGGGGUCAUUUUCCAAGACAGGAAAAAUUGCUUUUAUUUAAUUAAUAUGAUGAAAGUGGCUUUUAAACUGAAGUGAUCAUUGGUUCAUAUGUGUGUGUAAAUUUUU